GCUAUUUAGUACAGCAAUAGCCGUCUAGGAGUAACCAUCGAAAUAAAAAUUAGUAACUACUGAAAAACGAGCACGCGUAGUCGAAUUGCUAUUUACGCCAUGGGUUGGUCACCGCUGAUGAUAAGGUAUCUGGCAUUCCUCUUCAAUUUUCUUUGUGCGGUCCUGGGCAUCGCCACCAUUGUGGUCAAUGUAAUAGCAAUCGAUCAAAUAGCUCCAAAGGACCAACUCAUCCUGGGAUUGUACAUCGCCGUUGGGUCCAUCGUCUUCUUGCUCUCGUUCUUCGGAUGCUUUGGUGCCAUUAAGGAGAGCAUCUGUGUUACCUGGGCGUACGCCACCUCGAUGCUGGUAAUGCUGAUCGUCUCAAUAGUCAUGCUAUUUGUCUUCCGCAUGCAUUUCGAAGAAGACUCCAUUACCAAACUGAAACAAGCCUUUGCCAAGCAGACAAACACCUUCGACGCAAUGGCCGAGUACCAGAUACAAUACCAAUGCUGUGGCAUAUACAAGUUAAAGGACUAUGGAGACGCCUUCAUAACUGUUCCAAGUAGCUGUUAUGACCAAAAUGAUACGCCCUACAAGGACGGUUGUCUGGCCAAAAUGGAGACCCAGUACGAGGAGCUCCUGAAGGGUCCUAAGAUUGUUGGCUGGAUGCUGAUGGUCAUUGAGAUUGGUGCUUUCACUUUUUCCACAAUCAUGGGAGUGUCCUUAAGGAAUGAACUACGACGCUCUGCGUAUUGAACCAUCGCAUGAUUAAUAUUAAUAAUAAUAGUAGUAGAAGGUCUUGUAUAUAUGUACAUACACAUUUGUCAAUUCACUCUUUUGAU
Drosophila mauritiana is the source of this 821-nucleotide messenger RNA. Its product is annotated as protein late bloomer. The transcript is spliced from 5 exons. Gene Ontology annotation, cellular component: membrane. The record is from RefSeq and is a predicted model, not a curated record. The coding region runs from base 100 to 735 and encodes 211 amino acids. NCBI's taxonomy places the organism in Eukaryota, Metazoa, Arthropoda, Insecta, Diptera, Drosophilidae.